GUCUACUAAUAUAUAACUGUCUUAUUGCAUCGUUUGUUUUGACACUAAUACCCCGUUAUUACCUUCACAGGUGUCGACUAUGGCUCACUCCUCGAUGGAGAUAUGAGUGAUGACUCAAGCAUCUAUGGCCAAAAGCCUGGUAGGAAGCCAAUGUCUGAUAGCGAUGACAUAUCAACUGACGUCGAUACUGAAGACCCAAAAGUCAAACGAAAAGUGCAGAACCGUGCUGCCCAGCGUGCCUUUCGAGAACGGAAAGAACGCUAUGUCAAGGAACUAGAGUCCAAAAUCAAGCAAGUCCAAGACAAUCAUCUACACGCAACAACUCAACUGGUCCAAGAAAACCAGCAUCUACGUUCGAUCGUAUAUCGACUCGAAGCCGAAAACUUUGCAUUGAAAGGCAUCCAUAUUCAAUUUCCCAUCCAUCCUAGCCCUUAUACCCCAUGUUCACCGUCAACACCAUCUGCCAUCCACUCAAACGCUAUCCCACCUUCGCAUCAUACCAUGUUGCCACCUUCAUCACUAUCUAAUGCGUCACGAACGACGCGCGACGUUCAAUACACAUUUGCCAUUAGUACACCAGCCACGCUCCGGCCCAAGAUGUUCGGUAACAAAGACAGCCGAGAACAAGAAGCAGAGUUUACGCGGAUACUCCAAGAACAAGUCUCAAAUGACGCGAUCGAGCGUUUGCUAUCCGAGCCAUUAUUUGACACUUGCGGAGGACUGAUCGCUCCAGCUGUCACGAGUGAAGGUGAAGAGCAAACGAACAAUAAGCUUUUAACCUGCCCAGGUAUAUGGCAGCGUCUUUGCAAGCACAACAGGUUCUCUUAUUUCACGAUGGAAGAGCUCUGUCAUGAGGUGCGGAAGCGCGCCAAGUGCACCGAGCGAGGGCCGGCGGUAACAGAAACAGACAUGGAAGCCAUCCUACGCUUCAUGGAUCCAAAGCAUUAUAAGAAAUAAGCAGGCCAAAAAGGGGCUUGUGAUUUUUGCAUAGAAAACAAAAAUACUGUAUAUAACAUCCCAUCAUCUUAGCAUUUGCACGUUCUAAUGAAAUUCACCAAAAGACGUUAUCAGUCUGGCC
Messenger RNA from Zychaea mexicana, 1078 nucleotides. RefSeq lists its product as uncharacterized. NCBI's taxonomy places the organism in Eukaryota, Fungi, Mucoromycota, Mucoromycetes, Mucorales, Lichtheimiaceae. The transcript has 3 exons. The record is from RefSeq and is a predicted model, not a curated record. Gene Ontology annotation, molecular function: transcription cis-regulatory region binding; DNA-binding transcription activator activity, RNA polymerase II-specific. Gene Ontology annotation, cellular component: RNA polymerase II transcription regulator complex. The coding region runs from base 103 to 957 and encodes 284 amino acids.